This is a messenger RNA of Penicilliopsis zonata CBS 506.65, 612 nucleotides long. RefSeq lists its product as hypothetical. The record is from RefSeq and is a predicted model, not a curated record. The coding region runs from base 1 to 612 and encodes 203 amino acids. The transcript is spliced from 2 exons. Lineage: Eukaryota; Fungi; Ascomycota; Eurotiomycetes; Eurotiales; Aspergillaceae.
AUGGCCAACUCGACCUAUUCGUCAAACUUUGGGGGGACAUGCCUGGCGUAUGAUCUUAUUGAUUCAAAACUGGCCAUCCCAGCGGGUGCAAGGUUUGACUGGAGGCAAAAAUUUGUGGAUUCAAACGACCAAAUGAUUCAGUACAACGAAAAUGCAGUGCCAUAUUUCUACCCAAAUCUCCCAUCCCCGCCGCGACCAGGGCCAACUCUCCCUGUUGAGGACUAUACUGGCACUUACUGGCAGGAUGGCUAUGGUCAGCUGGAUAUCUACCUGGGCACUGACAAUAAGCUGCGCGCGAACCGAACCCAUUGUACCACUGACUGCUCUCUUACCUUUGAGAACGUCACUGGUGACUACUUCAUUGCCAAGGUUCAUGUAGUUGGCGCCGAGACCGUUGUUCCAGCCGAGUUUUCGCUUUCCUCGGACGGGAAGCCAAAGUCUGUCGGUAUAGGGUGGGAACCAAGGAUGGGCAAGGAUCGCAAGAUCUGGAUGCGGAAGGUCGAUGAUGAUCGUGGACCUGGCCCGGAUCCGGCCAUUUCCCAAGAGGCCCAAAUCCCUCCCUACCAGACAUCCCAGCUGCCAGAGUUUCUGACGAGCCAUCUGUUUAUGUAG